This is a messenger RNA of Ornithodoros turicata, 2152 nucleotides long. Its product is annotated as eukaryotic translation initiation factor 3 subunit E-like. The coding region runs from base 817 to 2115 and encodes 432 amino acids. NCBI's taxonomy places the organism in Eukaryota, Metazoa, Arthropoda, Arachnida, Ixodida, Argasidae. The record is from RefSeq and is a predicted model, not a curated record. The transcript is spliced from 9 exons.
CGAUCUCCUAGAACCUUCCUGUAAGCAGCUGGCGCUGUGAAAGCAUACACCUGUUGAAACCAGCGGCCAGUAUCUGUUACGAAGAAGCAGAAGGAAGCAGCGCGAGCUAAUGCGAGGACGUGCAGAAGUUCCAACAGUCAAGUCGUCGUUCAGUCAUGCAUGGACCUCACCGGACGUAGUUUCUUGUGCUCACACAAUCCCGCUUCACGUUGCACCUUCUGGAAGGUGAGUGUUACGUUAAGAGCUUUGUCUGCAUGAUGCUAUAUCUGUCAAGAUACGCGCAUCUCAUGCGCGGUUUAAAGCACAGUAUAUAGCGUUCGCAGUUUCGGGGAUGUUGGUAACUCCCAAGCUGAAGCCGAGGCGCACUUUAUGCGAUAAUUUUCCUUUCUUCGAACUAUGAGUAAACAAAAGCACACGGUUAAGGCAGGGGUAUCCGUGAUAUAGAUCGAAUCUCCGAAUGGGAAGACCUAACACUGUAGUAAAUUUUAUGCCUGUAACACCAGCACCGACACUUGUGGUAGACUGUUAAUGUAAUAUGUGUAGCAGUGGAUGCUCUGUAAGAUUCAUUCCAUGGUAUACGAUAUUGUCGAAUGCCUUCUUAUAUUCAGUGUUGCGACUAUAAUUUCGAUACAUUUUCAAAUACAAUAGUUUUAAUUUUCCGUAGGUGCGCAACAUCAACCGCGGGGGUCUACAGCUGAACAGCAGCGGCGGACACUGUCGACCCCUCGUAGAUGAACAGAAGGCCUAACUCUGACCACGACGGAGGCAACCACUCAGGAAGUUUUCGUUGAUACUACGACGGCGAUUACUACGACCAUGGUGCCUACUAAGACUACCCACACCACGGCGACUACGACCACAGCGCCAAUUGAGACUACUACUAAGACGACUACGACCACGACGACUACGACAACAACCACGACUACAACCACCACGACAACCACUACCACGACUACCACCACUACGACAACGACAACCACGACGACUACCACCACAACGACUACUACUACCACCACCUUGAAACCACCUCUGCCUCAUAAGUUUCUUGCUUGUGUCAGUUCAGUCGUUCAGGCAAUAUUUCACCCACUGGAUGAUGUGUGUUACUUCAUGUUCUUCACCGUCCAAGACAUCAAUCAACUAAAAAACAAGAAUCUCGGUCUUGCGAGAAGCAAAACUGGUAUCGACAUACCGAGCUCAAAAGCCAACGCUAAUCAGGGCAAACUUGAAAAUUCCAUCGCAGCGUACUGGCCAAAGAUCAGAGACUUCGCUGUCCUGGACAUGGAACUCCGUCCAAGCGUUUCCACUUAUGUCGGUCAUGUCGAAGCAUUUCUAACAGAAACGGACAGACUUAUAAAUAUCCAUAUGAGAGCAGAACCAACGCCAAGGAGGAACUUUGGCUACGUGCUUCUAGGUGUCGCCAUACUCCGUGGAAGCCAACAACCAAGCACCCUCAUGGCUAACUUCAAUCAGCUUGUACAGGGAAUUAAGCCAGACGCACUAGUGUACCGAACAACUCUCAAUCGCAAUAUAACGGACCCAAACGUAUGCUGGACUACAGGACCGUCACCCUGGCAGGGACCUGGCAUGCCGUCUAUGCAGUCGUCAUUCGUUGACUCGCUGGCAUUCAGGCAUGUGACUGGGUUCCAACCACUGCCUUUGAAAUCAACGGAAUUGCUCUCCUUCAGCGCUGCGGCCAUAAUAACGACUUACAAAGACAAGGAUUAUAGGAGACCACCCAUUUCUCCAUGCCAGAGUGUCACCCAGGGCAAUCCAAAAGAACUGCUCUGCGAAAAUGGACUAUAUUAUAGGAUAGUAACCGAACAUCUGGAGCACCUUGAAACCGACGCCACUCGAUGGGACCAAUGGGGGCGUACGUUUGACACCACUAUCACGGUAGCGUACGACUCGGGUUGCACUAUGUCGAGAAAGAUGUGUCUGUCUUUCAAUACAUAUGGCUUCACGGGCGGCUACGUCAUCUUCGACGUCCAUUUCCACUACUUGUGUUCAGCACCGCCAGCAUUCAUAGAUUCCAAGGGUGACUUUGGCGUUGUGAAGUGGGCAAAAGUUAAUAUGAAUAAGAACUACGCGGGGAUAAACUGCAGCGACUCGUGCUGAUAAGCUCAUGGGUGAAGAAUGUGAUUUACCAUUUGGA